AUGGAUAAGAGCUGGAUGGAUUGCGAUAGACACACCGAAACAUUCAUUAAUGGGGUUAAAGGAUUUAUUCAGUUUGCUUUUACCCAUUCAGCAAAAGGGAACACUAUAUUAUGCCCUUGCAGAAAGUGUGUGAAUUGUUCUUGGCUUGAAGCUAGCGAUGUCCAGGUGCACUUAGUAUGUGAUGGGUUUGUGACUGGCUAUAGAAGAUGGGAAUAUCAUGGGGAGGCAUCAUAUUCGUAUCCACCAAACAGUGAUAUUGAUGUAGAAUGUGAUGAGAGUGAGGAGGUGGAUGAGUUAGAAGAAUUAGAUGACAUGGGUGAACUAAUCAGAGAUAUGAGACACGAGUUUGACGAUUUGAGUGAUAGUGAUGAUGAGGCCAAUCCUAGUGACCGAGCAAAUCCAAAUAAUCCUUUUAAGCAAUUAUUAGGUGAUGCAGCUGAAGAGCUCUUUCCGGGCUGCACCUCUUUCUCAAAGUUGCGAUUCAUUGUUAGGAUGCUCCACAACAAAGCUCUUGGAGGUUGGACUGAUAAGAGUUUUGAUAUGCAGUUAGAGUUGCUAAAAGAGGCCUUCCCUGAAGCGAAACUACCUAAAAACUUCCACGAGGCUAAGAAAAUGAUAAAAUGCCUUAGCCUUAAUUAUGUUAGCAUCCAUGCAUGUUACAAUGACUGCAUUUUGUAUUGGAAGCAGUAUGAAAAUGCUGAUAGCUGUCCAAAAUGCAAUACCUCUCGCUGGAAAUCUGAAAAGAAGAAACCUGAUGGGAGACAUGCACACAAAGUUCCAAGAAAAGUUCUUCGUUAUUUCCCAAUAGCAAAGAGGUUGCAACGGUUGUUCAUAUCAGCCAAGAGUGCAACAGAUUGCAGGUGGCAUGAUGAAGGGCGCACAAAAGAUGGCUAUCUAAGGCAUCCUGCAGAUUCACCGGCUUGGAAGCAUUUUGAUAAUGAGCAUAAAGAUUUUUCUGCAGAUUCCCGCAACAUUAGGUUGGUUAUAGCAACAGACGGAUUCAAUCCUUUUAGAUCAAUGAAUUGUGCCUACAGCAUUUGGCCUGUUAUUGCGAUCCCACUAAAUCUACCACCUUGGCUAUGCAUGAAGCAACCAAACUUCAUCCUCUCAUUAUUAAUUCCUGGCCCUAAGUCACCUGGAAGAGAUAUAGAUGUUUUCCUCGAGCCACUUAUUGAUGACCUUCAUUCACUUUUUGAGGAGGGAAUUAGAACUUAUGAUGCAUCCAAAUCUGAGUACUUCCAAUUGCAUGCAGCUGUUCAUUCCACUAUUAGUGAUCUCCCAGGUUUAGCUACUAUAGCUGGUUGUGUCACCUCUGGUGAAUAUGGCUGUCCAAAGUGUCAUUCUCUCACUUGCUCUCUUUGGUUGAGGAAAGGCAACAAAACCUGCUACAUGAGUCACCGUAGGUUCUUAGAUGAAAAUCACCGAUUCAGAACCGUAGAUAAGGACUUCUUUGAUGGCAAGGUGGAAACUAGGACUGCUCCCGAACCACUUACUGGAGGGGAAGUGGAUGCCCUUACAGAAAGUAUGGAGACUGUAUUUGGAAAAGAUCCUUCUGGAAAACCCCCCACCAACAAACGGAAACGUGGUGAUCCACCACAAAUUUUCAAAAGGAGAUCCAUAUGGUUUAGGUUGAGAUAUUGGAAAGACUUGUUGCAACCUCAUAAUCUUGAUGCCAUGCACAUCGAAAAGAAUGUUUGCGAUAACAUUGUUAACACACUUCUUGGUGUUGAUCGAAAAACCAAAGAUAAUUUAAACUCUCGUCGAGACAUUGAGGAACAUAAUAUAAGAGGUGCUCUGCAUCCCGUUCCAGUAGAGAAGGAAACUUUUUAUUUGCCUUCUGCCCCAUACUCAUUGAGUCCUGAGCUGAAGAGACUGUUUUGCCAAAUUCUCAAAGAAAUCAGAUUCCCAGAUGGUCUUGCGUCUGAUAUACGAAAGAAUGUCCAUGUUAAGGAGAAGAAGAUUAUUGGACUUAAAAGCCAUGAUUGUCACAUUCUUUUGCAACAAUUGCUUCCACUAGCAGUUAGGAAAACCUUGCCAGAGGGAGUCAGUGCUGCAUUGAUCCGUGUGAGUGAUUUUUUCAAGAAAAUCUACUCUCCUGUCAUUUGCAUAAGUGAUAUGGAGAAGCUAGAGAAAGAAAUAGCUGAGACACUGAGCAUUCUUGAGGUGAUAUUUCUACCAUCAUUUUUUGAUAUGAUGGUUCAUUUGAUGGUUCAUCUUCCCCUCCAAGUGAGGCUUGGGGGACCAGUGAAGUACAGUAACAUGUACCCAAUAGAAAGGUUUUUGAACACCUUAAAAGGAUAUGUUCGCACCAUGAGCCACCCCGAGGGGUCAAUUGCAGAGGGCUACAUUUUUGAUGAGUGCCUUACUUUCUGCUCACGAAAAACAAUGGAAAGCGAACUAGAAGAUAGGGCUGCUGCAUAUGAUGGUAUGCGUCAACUAAAAAUCGCAAAAAACCUCGAGAGACUCAAGAGCCUUCCCCAUUUUGUUGAUAAGGGGACUGCAUCGCAUCAAUCCAAGCCUGUAGAAAAACCAAGGAAAAAGAGAUCCCUAGAUGAAACUAUUCCAGAAUCGGACCGAGUGCUCAGACCUCGCUCAAAUGGUGAAAUUAUGGCUGCUGACCAAGAAGAUGAAGGCAAUGGUGAAAAUAUGGUUGCUGACCAAGAAGUUCAAGGAGUGACAAGUUUCUCUGCCUAA
Lolium perenne is the source of this 2694-nucleotide messenger RNA. NCBI's taxonomy places the organism in Eukaryota, Viridiplantae, Streptophyta, Magnoliopsida, Poales, Poaceae. The record is from RefSeq and is a predicted model, not a curated record.